Molecule: messenger RNA, 750 nt
Organism: Amorphotheca resinae ATCC 22711
Lineage: Eukaryota; Fungi; Ascomycota; Leotiomycetes; Helotiales; Amorphothecaceae
Exons: 1
Coding region: 155-601 (148 amino acids)
Source: RefSeq, a predicted model, not a curated record
GAUUAGCUGCCCACCCGAGCGGCCAGCCAAUGGCAAUCGGCAGUCAGCGUUCAACGUCCAAGGUGGGCGCGUAAAUCCAUCCCCCCUCAUAUCUAUUCUUGUGCUUUGCAACCUUCCCGUGCCCAAUCGCACACGCCGGCAGUGGGAUUCAUGGAUGAUCCAUGGGCCGUGGCGGAACGAUCCUGGGGCCCGCCCGCCGCCGUCAUUGGGCCGCCGUGCAUCUCGCGCAUCCGGAGCCUUCUCACUGGUGGGUCGCGGCAUCCUGACAUCUGUCGGCGUCUUCCAUUGCUCUCUGCUGCAGCCGAGUGACCGCUUCGCCAGCCAACGGUGCGAGAGGGCGCGCAGUGUGCGCGGGAUCGUCACACAGGCUCAUGCAGAGAUACACAAUGUACGGAGGAACCCAAGGUCACAGUGCGGAGGACCUCGCCCGUCAACAGGCUGGGGGGAUGUGGGAAGGUGGUGGCCCUUGCGCUUGACCAUGAAUCCCAAGAUAGAUAUCCCACUCCCCCCCAAACGUCCGCAGAGAUACUUAUACCUCUGCCACGCGCCGGCAUCGUCAAUGCCUCUUCUCUUGAUGCUUCUGCCCCUUUGCGUCCUUUGAUUUCUCUGCGCUUUCCUAUCGUCCCUCUCAUACUUGGCGACCUCAUCUAGAUAGUCGGCCGGCAACGGUAAAAGCUCGCGCUCUCGCAAUUCUCUCUUACUCAGCAUACGAUACCAUAGCGAUACCCCACCCCCCAUCACACAAAGAUG